Messenger RNA from Chaetomium fimeti, 1313 nucleotides. Its product is annotated as SURF1 family-domain-containing protein. The transcript is spliced from 4 exons. Lineage: Eukaryota; Fungi; Ascomycota; Sordariomycetes; Sordariales; Chaetomiaceae. Gene Ontology annotation, cellular component: mitochondrion; membrane. Gene Ontology annotation, biological process: mitochondrial respiratory chain complex IV assembly. The coding region runs from base 76 to 1050 and encodes 324 amino acids. The record is from RefSeq and is a predicted model, not a curated record.
CCCGUCUCCCGACCUAGGUAAGUAUGCCGAAAUCAGUCGAAACCUUUCAACUGCAGCCCUCGAAUACCUGACAAUAUGGCGGCUGGUAGGGCGUCUACCCGAAUACUGCAUUCACUGCAGACGCAGCCGAGGCCAAUUGGCAAAGCAAUCCCCAGAUGGCCACAGCCAAGCUCCCCAGCAGUCCGCCUUUAUCCCCGUCGACCCAUCUCCAGUACCCCGCGACGCCCGAAGCAAGCAGCGGACGACCCAGGCUUCACCUCGAUCCUCGAUAACCCGCCCGAAAUCGUUCGAUCCGGCCGCAAGCAUGGCCCCGGCCUAAUCAUCCUCGCCAUCAUCCCGAUAACAGCCUUCUUCCUCGGCACGUGGCAGGUAAAACGGCUCGGGUGGAAGACGGACCUGAUCGCCAAGUGCGAGGACCGGAUCGUGCGGGAGCCGCUCCCGCUGCCGCCGCGCGUGGACCCGGACGCGAUCGCCGAGUUCGACUUCCGGCGCGUGUACGUGACGGGCCGGUUCCGGCACGACCAGGAGAUGCUGGUGGGCCCGCGGAUGCGCGACGGCGAGCAGGGGUACAUCGUGGUGACGCCGCUGGAGCGCGACGGCGAUGACGGUGCGAAGGUGUUGGUUAACCGCGGCUGGAUCUCCAAGGCCAAUGCCGAACAGAGUAAACGGCCGGCGGGCUUGCCGCGCGGGGAGGUUAGGGUGGAGGGGAUGCUGAGGCAGCCGUGGAAGAAGAAUAUGUUUACGCCGGCGAAUCGGCCGGAUAAGCGGGAGUUUUAUUUCCCGGAUGUGAAGCAGAUGGCCGAGUUGACGGGGAGUCAGGCUGUUUGGGUUGAGCAGACAAUGGAACCGGAUUACUUUCAGUUCCUAGAUUACCAUGCCCAGGGCGUUCCCAUCGGCAGGCCGGCCGAGGUGAACCUCCGCAACAACCACGCACAGUAUAUCUUCACGUGGUAUGGUCUCGCGGUGGCCACUUCAAUCAUGUUUUACAUGGUGGUCAAGAAGCCGGCAACCGACAUAACGCGGCGUGUCCGCCAUCAGACGAAAUGGUAAUGACUAUUCCACAGCUCGUCCGAGCUUCAGGUGACGUCGUCAUCUGUUCCGCCCUGAGCCUUACGCCGCUUCUUAGGGAUGACGGGCGGUGGCAUACGCAACUCUUGCAGCAGCUCCCUAGGGAGGUGACGCUGUGCAAGUGCGAAUGGUGUAGUAUUUGGAUUGAUCUGACGCUGCCUGGAAGGUGUCAGCCAUCAUGUAUAACCUUAUUCGAGAUACCCAGUGAUAGAUUGUACCAUACCUCUUCAUCAGGGUGAGGACAU